Aricia agestis (brown argus) is the source of this 670-nucleotide messenger RNA. RefSeq lists its product as uncharacterized. NCBI's taxonomy places the organism in Eukaryota, Metazoa, Arthropoda, Insecta, Lepidoptera, Lycaenidae. The coding region runs from base 16 to 567 and encodes 183 amino acids. The record is from RefSeq and is a predicted model, not a curated record. The transcript has 3 exons.
CGCUAUUAUUCAGUAAUGGGGCGCAAAAUAGAAUUGGUCACGGGCCGGAGCCGGCGCGUACUUAUGGCGGGCGCGGCCGCUGCGGCGCCAGUGCACCCGCCCGGCCCGCACGACACGCUCGCCAACACGCUCGCCGACAUGCUCGCCAAACUCCUGACGCUGGCCUUGCUGGCCCUCGCGACGCUCCCGGCGGCGCGCGCCAUAGACGAGGACGAAGACAUUAGGGUUAGACUAAGCUCGUAUAAAACUGUAGAAUCGAGACUGCUGAACGGCGUCCCGCUGCGUCGCGGCCCGUACUACCUGGUGCCCGCCGGCCGGUGUAACGUCACCCUCACCUCGCGCGAGCUGUGCGGCGAGGGGCUGGUGGUGGCGUCGCUGGAGGUGGCGGUGGUGAACCCGGACCGCCGGUACGCCGACAUCGUGUUCGAGAUGCGGGACCACCACCGGGUGAGGGUGGACCUGGGCCGCUCCUGCCCCGAGCCCUGGUCCCUGGACCUGCGCCUGGCCUGCCUGCGCCAGAAGCGCUCGCGCAGCCACAGCCGCGUGCCGCUCGACCUCAACGACUAGCACCGUGCACUCUUUAACACGCCUGAACCGCCUGCACCCGAUGGACCACUGACUACAAAUGACCAAUGUUCACUUUGAUACUAUAAAUCACUCCUGGCAAAGA